Molecule: messenger RNA, 1053 nt
Organism: Pollicipes pollicipes
Lineage: Eukaryota; Metazoa; Arthropoda; Thecostraca; Pollicipedomorpha; Pollicipedidae
Product: tektin-3-like
Exons: 1
Biological process (GO): cilium assembly; cilium movement involved in cell motility
Cellular component (GO): microtubule cytoskeleton; nucleus
Source: RefSeq, a predicted model, not a curated record
GAGAGCACGCAGCGGCUGGCCGAGCGCGUCGGCGACGUCGGCCGCUGGCGGCACGAGGUGCUGCACGAGCUGGAGCAGAACGCAGCCGAGACGGAGCGGCUGGAGGAGGCGCGCCGCCGAGCUGAGUGCCUACACGGCGAGCUGCAGGCGCCGCUGCGCCUGGUGCAGGAGAACCGACGCGCGCGCCAACUGCGCACCGGCGCCGACCUUGUGCACGACCCCGUGGAGGUGGGCCUGGAACGCGAGGCGGGCGUGGUGGCCGGCGUGCGCGAACGACUCUGCCGCACGCUCGACCACGUCAACAGCACGCUACACGAGCUGCGCGACGCGCGCCAGCGGCUCGAGCGCGACGCGCUGGACAAGCACGCCGCUCUCAGCAUCGACCGGCACGCCCACGGACUAAGCAACUCGUCGCCGGGCAUUGCGCUGUACCCAGGCGUGGAGCGCUGGGACCGCACGCAGAGCACGCCCGACUCCUGGGCCGAUAGCACGCUGCGGCUGGUGCAGCGGUCGCAGAGCGCGCGCGCCGCCAGCGCCAGUCUGCGCGCCGAGGUUGAAGCCGGCAACCACGCGGCCGUCAGCGAGCACUGGCAGGCGUGGAGCGGCACGAACCAGGCGCUGGCGGCGCGCAGCCAGCAGACGCAGGAGGCGCGCAACCGCAUCCAGCAGGAGCUGACACGCCUGGUGCACGAGAUCGCCGAGCAGGAGCGGCAUCGGUUGGCGCUGCGACGCGCGCUGGACGCGCAGCUGCCGCCGCUCAAGGUGGCGCACACGCGGCUGGAGCGGCGCACGCACCGGCCCGGCCUGGAGCUGUGCCGCGACGGCGCCAUGCUGCGUCUGCAGAGCGAAGUACAUGAGAUCGGCGGCAGCGUACAGCAGCUGCAGCGCCAGCUGGACGAGGUGGAGCGCGCGCUGGCCGAGCUGCUUCAGCAGAAGGCCAAGAUGGAGGAGGAGCUGCGCGUCAAGGCCAACUCGCUGCUUAUCGACCGUGACCAGGUGUUAGGCUCGAGACGCGCCUUUCCGGUCACCUCGCUCGUGACCAAGUGUCUGUGA